UUAAGUCGAAGCGUCAUUGUUGAUAGUUACAGAGCACUUGUUCUUUUUAAGUGAGUGGCAUCUGGUAAGAAAUUGCAUCUGUACAACACUACACAUGAGUUAUAGAUACUCGGCAGGGGCUAGUACCCAUCAGCGAGACUUGAGAACCCAGUUGUUUUCGUCUGCCAAUGGCCUCACCAAAACACCUUCACGAGUCGGGUCUCCCUACGAUAAAGUGACUCCUGCGUCGGCCAAACACAACGAAUCAUAUUUACUGUCGUUGGAAUCGCAGAACAACGAGGAAUUGGAUAAUAUGAGCCAAAAGGUGGCGAUGAUCAAGAAUUUGGGGGUGAAGAUGGGGAGUGAAAUAAACAAGUCAAUCAAGUUAAACGACAAUAUAGCCGAGAAUAUGGAGAGAGGUAAGGUUACGUUGAAGAACACGUAUAACCGAAUGGUGGUGAUGAGUGAGAGAGCAGGUAUCAACUGCAAGCUGUGGUUUGUGGUGUUUUUCAUUGUGUUUUUAUGGUUCUUCUACGUAUGGAUAACCUGAUCCACACAUCAUCCAUGAUAUAGUGCUGAUAUUUAAUGAGUUUACAUCGAUCUGAUCAUUGGGUCUAUGGACAUGAUGUAGUUAUAAUACAAGCGACCGAAGCCGGUCAAGGGAUUUAAUACUGUCAUUCUUUUGUACGGCUGACUCCUCAGGUAGACCAUUCCAUUCGACGACUCUGUCAUUUUCAGACUGGGCAUCACUGGAAUCUUCUCUUACAAUGAUUCCCAAGGCGGUGAUGCUGUUGACGGAGUUGACGGUGUCGUUGUUGAUAAUGGGAAGACGGGGAGGUGGUGAUGAUUCUCUGUCCCAUACUUUAGAAUCUGGAGACUCUUGUAACAGCUUUGACGGUUUCAGAGCUCUUGAUACAUCUUUGUACACCAGCGGCUUGAGGAUAGAAGCCUUCGGCUUCAAAAUGUGAUGAGACGGUUCGUGUUUUGGUGUAGGAGAAAAGGCUCUCACCAGUGGUAUUCUCUUUUGCAACAGACGACGCUUCUGUUUUUUCU
This is a messenger RNA of Yamadazyma tenuis ATCC 10573, 1032 nucleotides long. NCBI's taxonomy places the organism in Eukaryota, Fungi, Ascomycota, Pichiomycetes, Serinales, Debaryomycetaceae. The record is from RefSeq and is a predicted model, not a curated record.